AUGCCACCAUGGCCGUCCCUCCAGUCGCUCCUCCACGAGCUCCGGGGGCUCAGGCCUCCUCCUUGCCGCGCGCUGCCGCUUCCUUGUCGCCUUUGCCGCUGCGUGGGGCCAGCACCUCCGCCUCCUGCACUGCUUCUCGUCCCAGCCCUGCGCGCCGCGAAGGAGCUGCUCUCCACGCCCGACGACGCCUCCCCCGCCCCCGCCCCCGCACCCAAGUUCUGGCCAUGCUGCUUGCUGUCGUCGAUUGAUCUGCCAUGGCAAGCCGUGGGCGGAGAAGGAAGGAGGAGCGUAAAGAGGCAUUUCAUUUUCAGAUAUUUUACUAUUUCUGCGUGUUACCAAAGGUCCAACCAUGAUGAGCUAUGGUUCAUGAAUAUCAGGGGUAGCGCCUUUCUGUGGCAUCAAGUUCGUUGCAUGGUAGCUGUUCUUUUUCUUGUAGGUCAAGGCCUUGAAUCACCUAGUGUAGUUGAUUCAUUGCUGGAUAUUACCAGGACACCUAGAAAACCUCAAUAUACAAUGGCACUAGAGCUUCCAUUGAUUCUACGAUUUUGUCUAUUUGAUAGAGUCAGCUUCAUGUGUUCAUCUAAUGCCAGUCAGGCUUUGAUUGAACACAUGAAGGAUGAAUACCAUCAGUAUAUGCUCCAAGCUGUCAUAUUUGAUGAGGCUUUGACCUGUUUAUCUAUUCCAGGUUAA
Molecule: messenger RNA, 690 nt
Organism: Triticum dicoccoides
Lineage: Eukaryota; Viridiplantae; Streptophyta; Magnoliopsida; Poales; Poaceae
Exons: 6
Coding region: 1-690 (229 amino acids)
Biological process (GO): mRNA pseudouridine synthesis; tRNA pseudouridine synthesis
Cellular component (GO): nucleus; cytoplasm
Molecular function (GO): pseudouridine synthase activity; RNA binding
Source: RefSeq, a predicted model, not a curated record